AUGGCUUUAUCAUUGUCUAGCUUCAUCAAUCCAAUAUCCGCUCUCCUCCUCUUUAUUCUACACGUCAACGCCGCCACCGUCACCUAUGAGUUCGAUAUAGGCUGGGUAUAUGCCAAUCCCGAUGGGAUGGCAAACCGCCCGGUGAUUGGCAUCAAUGGAAAAUGGCCUAUCCCAGUUAUCUCCGCCACCAUUGGUGACCGUAUCAUCGUCAACGCCAAAAACAGCCUUGGGAACGAGUCCACCAGUCUCCAUUUCCACGGCCUGUAUAUGAAUGGUACAACCCACAUGGACGGCCCCGUUGGAGUUACUCAGUGCGAGAUUGCUCCCGGCUCUUCGUUCACCUACAACUUCACUAUUGACCAACCCGGAACAUACUGGUAUCAUUCCCACGCCAGAGGACAAUACCCCGACGGUCUCCGGGGAGCGAUGGUCAUCCAUGACCCGGACUCCCCACUAAAGGGUAAGUACGAUGAGGAGGUUAUCGUCACUUUCUCGGAUUGGUAUCACGACCUGAUGAAUGUUCUGCUUGACGGCUUCAUCAGGUACUCCAAUCCGACUGGAGCAGAGCCUGUGCCCAAAUCGGCUCUCGUGAAUGAGACCCAGAAUCUGACGAUUUCCAUGGAGCCUGGGAAGACAUACCUCUUCCGCAUGAUUAACGUGGGUGCUUUUGCUGCCCAGUAUGUUUGGUUUGAGGGCCACACCAUGCAGGUUGUCGAAGUGGAUGGCAUUUAUACCCAGCCAGAAGACGCCGACAUGAUUUAUAUAACUGCUGCUCAACGAUACUCCGUGCUCAUUACCGCGAAGAACGAUACUGACGCGAACUAUGCUUUCAUGGGUAGCAUGGACCAGGUAUAUUCCACAAAAAUGGUCCAGGUAAAGUCAACGCUGACAACUACGCAGGACCUCUUCGAUACAAUCCCCGAAACGCUGAACCCUAAUGUUACCGGGUGGCUUGUGUACGACGACAAGAAAGAUCUCCCAGCGGCCGCCCCAAUUGAAAGUUUCGAUCCUUUUGACGAUUUUGUUUUGAUACCCCGGGAUGAGGAAAAGCUGUUCGAUACUGUAGAUUAUUCUUUUACCUUGGAUCUGAAGAUGGACAACCUUGGAGACGGCGCAAACUACGCAUUCUUCAACGACGUCACCUACGUCACCCCUAAAGUCCCCACCCUCUACUCCGCCCUCACCACCGGCGCCAACGCCACCAACCCGCUCGUUUACGGCGAGCACACAAACUCAUACAUCCUCAAGAAGGACGACAUCGUCGAAAUCGUCCUCAACAACAACGACCCGGGCAAACACCCCUUCCAUCUCCACGGCCACGCCUUCCAAGUCGUCGUGCGCUCCGAGGACGAAGCCGGGAACUACGAUCCCACCGCUCCACCCGCGAUGCCCAAGACGCCCAUGCGACGAGACACCGUGCUCGUACGGCCAGACGGGCACAUCGUGCUCCGCUUCAAAGCCGACAACCCCGGCGUCUGGCUGUUCCAUUGCCACAUCGAAUGGCACGUCUCCUCGGGCCUCAUCGCCACCAUGAUCGAAGCGCCCCUCUCGCUGCAAGACUCCCUCACCCUCCCCGCCGACCACCUCGCCGCCUGCAAAGCCGCCGACACGCCCAUCGCCGGCAACGCCGCCGGCAACACCAUCAACGUGCUCGACCUCAAGGGCCAGCCGCUGCCGCCGCCGCGCCUGCCGUCCGGCUUCACGGCCCGCGGCAUCGUCGCGCUGGUGUUCAGCGUCGUCGCCGCGUUCCUAGGCCUCGCGACGAUUGCGUGGUAUGGCGCGGCGCCGCUGAGUAAGGAGGAGGAGGCGAAGCUGAAGCGGGAGAUUGAGGAGGUGGGGCCGCAGUAG
This is a messenger RNA of Mytilinidion resinicola, 1848 nucleotides long. RefSeq names its product iron transport multicopper oxidase FET3 precursor. Gene Ontology annotation, molecular function: copper ion binding; ferroxidase activity. Gene Ontology annotation, biological process: reductive iron assimilation; cellular response to iron ion starvation. The record is from RefSeq and is a predicted model, not a curated record. The transcript has 4 exons. The coding region runs from base 1 to 1848 and encodes 615 amino acids. NCBI's taxonomy places the organism in Eukaryota, Fungi, Ascomycota, Dothideomycetes, Mytilinidiales, Mytilinidiaceae. Gene Ontology annotation, cellular component: high-affinity iron permease complex.